Molecule: messenger RNA, 348 nt
Organism: Mollisia scopiformis
Lineage: Eukaryota; Fungi; Ascomycota; Leotiomycetes; Helotiales; Mollisiaceae
Exons: 1
Coding region: 1-348 (115 amino acids)
Source: RefSeq, a predicted model, not a curated record
AUGCCUCAAGCAACAGUCUCCAUUGAGGCAGGUUUCGGCCUACACCAAUAUCCCAGAAUAGAUCCCACGAUGGGCCUUCCGGAAACAAGCACCAAUGUCGCGAAGCUUGUUUCUGAGGAGGCUUCUGCCUUAGGUGGUCUGCCAAUACGAGAGGAGGAUUACAUUAUGCAUAGGCGGUGGCGGAUUACACGUUGCUGUCAAUACUCUCGUGGCAAGAUGCACUUCGCUGUGUCAGCACUUUCCACCAAUCAACAGAUUGAACAUGGUCACCUCAGUGCGUACGGACUAUACGGCCGCACGAGCGAUAUGACGAAUCAAUUUCAAACUGGUCCCGAAGACCAGUCUUGA